UGGGAACCCGAGAGGAACCUCAAUCCUACAUUGAUCGCCGCUUUCCUUCGAGGAGACGAUGUCGAACUGGGCGGUGGCUCCGCUAACGGCGACGAUGUCGUUCCGCCGGCCUCGACACAGGGCAUGGAUCUCGAUCGAGGCCCGACCGACGCCGCCACGAGGCGUCCCUCUCACCCCGUCUUGCCUGCCCUGCCACUGGGUGACGAUGUCGAGGCGGACGGCUGUUCCGCUAAGGCGGACGGCUGUUCCGCUAAGACGGACGGCUGUUCCGCUAACGGCGACGAUGUCGUUCCGCCGGCCUCGACACAGGGCAUGGAUCUCGAUCGAGGCCCGACCGACGCCGCCACCAGGCGUCCAUCUCACCCCGUCUUGCCUGCCCUGCCACUAGGUGACGAUGUCGAGGCGGACGGCUGUUCCGCUAAGGCGGACGGCUGUUCCGCUAACGGCGACGAUGUCGUUCCGCCGGCCUCGACACAGGGCAUGGAUCUCGAUCGAGGCCCGACCGACGCCGCCACGAGGCGUCCCUCUCACCCCGUCUUGCCUGCCCUGCCACUGGGUGACGAUGUCGAGGCGGACGGCUGUUCCGCUAAGGCGGACGGCUGUUCCGCUAACGGCGACGAUGUCGUUCCGCCGGCCUCGACACAGGGCAUGGAUCUCGAUCGAGGCCCGACCGACGCCGCCACGAGGCGUCCCUCUCACCCCGUCUUGCCUGCCCUGCCACUGGGUGACGAUGUCGAGGCGGACGGCUGUUCCGCUAAGGCGGACGGCUGUUCCGCUAAGGCGGACGGCUGUUCCGCUAACGGCGACGAUGUCGUUCCGCCGGCCUCGACACAGGGCAUGGAUCUCGAUCGAGGCCCGACCGACGCCGCCACGAGGCGUCCCUCUCACCCCGUCUUGCCUGCCCUGCCACUGGGUGACGAUGUCGAGGCGGACGGCUGCUCCGCUAACGGCGACGAUGUCGUUCCGCCGGCCUCGACACAGGGCAUGGAUCUCGAUCGAGGCCCGACCGACGCCGCCACGAGGCGUCCCUCUCACCCCGUCUUGCCUGCCCUGCCACUGGGUGACGAUGUCGAGGCGGACGGCUGUUACGCUAAGGCGGACGGCUGUUCCGCUAACGGCGACGAUGUCGUUCCGCCGGCCUCGACACAGGGCAUGGAUCUCGAUCGAGGCCCGACCGACGCCGCCACCAGGCGUCCCUCUCACCCCGUCUUGCCUGCCCUGCCACUAGCUGACGAUGUCGAGGCGGAGGGAUCAGCCCGGUAUUGA
Messenger RNA from Amphibalanus amphitrite, 1266 nucleotides. RefSeq lists its product as uncharacterized. The record is from RefSeq and is a predicted model, not a curated record. The transcript has 17 exons. Lineage: Eukaryota; Metazoa; Arthropoda; Thecostraca; Balanomorpha; Balanidae. The coding region runs from base 124 to 1266 and encodes 380 amino acids.